GCCGUUUACUAGAUUGAUACUAGAAGUAAUUUACUCACAGUCUUUUAAAGCCACAAAGCAACGUGAAAAUGCCCAGCCGUAAAUUCGAUGACAAAGAAGAGGGCUCUGAAGCUUGCCAACGGCAAAUCGAUGACAAGUAAAAGGGGUCAGGACUCUAUACAUGUCGACGUUUAUUAAAGUAGCUAAAGUAUAUGACACAACAUAUACGAGCUGCUUCAGCUUCAUCAGCAACAGUUUAUCGAUGUACUGCAGUGAAAAUACAUGUAGAAGAUCUUCUUCCUAUGAUGCACCGGUGCAAUUAUGUGCAGACGAUGCUGUUCCUAUAAAUUGCUCCUGUUGUGCAAAAUAUGAUCUGGCAGCUAUUCAAAAAUCAGCAAUAUUAUUGUAUCAUGCCUCGAUACAUACAUAUAUCGUAACAAUUAGCAUUCAAUGCGACCUUUACAUGAUAUGAUCUGCAAAGGCCAAUCAAUACAGUAUAUUCUUUGAUAAUUAUCAAUAAAAAGCUGCCAC
Molecule: messenger RNA, 510 nt
Organism: Zychaea mexicana
Lineage: Eukaryota; Fungi; Mucoromycota; Mucoromycetes; Mucorales; Lichtheimiaceae
Exons: 2
Source: RefSeq, a predicted model, not a curated record